UUGAGAGAUACACGUGAAAAAUCACUGGUCGUAUCUGAGGUAUGGAAGAAGGUUGUCAAUCUUAGCGUCUCUACAACAUCCUGAAAAAAAAUGCGCUCCAAAUUUUGUUGGGGAUUAACCUGUCUGGUUUUUGUCGCUUUCCACAUCGAUUACGUGUCCAGUUUAUCUUGCUACGUAUGCAGCACCAAAAAUUCGGAAGAAAAAGAUUGCCUUGAGAUCCCUGAAGGUAGUACCAAGUAUCUACAAAACUGUACCGCUCCAAAAAAUCUAACCUGUAGGAUACAGCAACAAUGGAUCGAUUUUGAAAUUUCGGAUGAUGGCCGAGAUAGGCAUAUCAUUCGACAAUGCGCAUCUACAGAAUAUGAUCCUUAUAAUCCUUGUUACUAUAGAACGGGUUAUUUAGGAAGAAUGAAUGUGUGCUCAUGCACAGAAGAUGCUUGCAACGAAGGAACUCGAUGUGCACCCACGAUAUUUUCAAUCAUUUUUCUAGUCUUUCUUUUAUCGUAUUUGCUGUAGUGAAAGAAGAGAACUUAACGAAAUUAUUAAGAAUAAGAAGUCAUACUCAGUUAUUGCGAUGUAUAUAUAAAAAGAAAAGAAAAUGUACGAAUGCUCAAAAAUUGUUUUGAAAUAUGCCAAUUUGCUAGAUUGAAUUUACGUCAUGAGUGUGACAGAAUUUUAGUUAAGCAAGAUUUCACUUUCUACUCAUCAAAAGUUGAAGUAGUUGAAUUUUCUUUAGCUUUCUUCUGUUUUGGAAUUCAGAGCAGUAUUUAAUUUGGAAGGGAAGGAUUGAUUUAUUAACAACCGAUUAUGAGAAUUUUUAACUUGAAGAAAAUUUUUGUGACUUCUAAGAAUGUACCUCAUGUUAUUAAUUUAUAUUUAUUAUUUAUUUUUAAGCUGUAUUAGUUUUUAUUUCGUUUGAUUUUUAUCCUUCAUUUCGUUUUAAUCUUUGAGUAUUAAAUAAAAUAACAAGAAAAAAUGGUGAUAAAUAAUAAUAAACUAUUUUUUUGUUUUUUGCAUUUAUUCUGAAUAUCAAAUAGCAACGUACCUUUAAAUUUUUUGAACAAAUCAAAUUUUUUAAGAAAAAAAAAUAUAUGUAAA
Messenger RNA from Argiope bruennichi, 1098 nucleotides. RefSeq lists its product as uncharacterized. The transcript is spliced from 3 exons. NCBI's taxonomy places the organism in Eukaryota, Metazoa, Arthropoda, Arachnida, Araneae, Araneidae. Gene Ontology annotation, biological process: positive regulation of voltage-gated potassium channel activity; sleep; regulation of synaptic transmission, cholinergic. The record is from RefSeq and is a predicted model, not a curated record. The coding region runs from base 91 to 516 and encodes 141 amino acids.